This is a messenger RNA of Notechis scutatus (mainland tiger snake), 921 nucleotides long. Lineage: Eukaryota; Metazoa; Chordata; Lepidosauria; Squamata; Elapidae. The record is from RefSeq and is a predicted model, not a curated record.
UUAGGCCUACCGAACUGUGUGGAGGAGAUGUGUCCAGAUAUUCCAGUCCUGGAGAAGCUGAUGAAGGAUAUCAACGGGCUGGCGGAGUCAGGGGCUCGCUAUACCGAAAUGCCCCACGUAAUUGAGGUCACCCUGCCGAUGCUUUGCAACUACCUGCCCCGUUGGUGGGAGAGAGGCUCGGAGACCAAUGCACAGGGUCCCUGGUGCACUGAAGUGACCUCGGACCAGCUCAACACCUUGCUGGGAAACAUCCUGAAGAUCAUCGUCAACAACCUGGGCAUAGAUGAAGCAUCUUGGAUGAAGCGGUUGGCAGUCUUUGCACAGCCCAUUGUCAGCAAGGCCAAGCCCGAACUGCUCCGCUCCCACUUCAUCCCCACCAUGGAGAAGCUGAAGAAGCGGUCCGGGAAAGUCGUGGCGGAAGAGGAACAGCUGCGGCUGGAGGUCAAGUCCGAAUCGGAGGACACGGAGCUACUCAUCCGGGAUGAGUUUUCCGUGCUGUGUCGUGACCUCUACGCCCUCUACCCGUUGCUGAUCCGCUAUGUGGACAACAACAGGGCCCACUGGUUGACUGAGCCCAACUUGGAUGCUGAGGAGCUGUUCCGGAUGAUUGGGGAAAUCUUUAUUUAUUGGUCCAAGUCCCACAAUUUUAAGCGAGAAGAGCAGAACUUUGUCGUUCAGAACGAAAUCAACAACAUGUCCUUCCUGACAGCCGACAGCAAAAGCAAAAUGUCCAAGUCUGAAGAAAGCCAGUCAGGUGGCUCGGACCAGGAACGGCACAAGAAGAAACGCCGAGGGGACCGCUAUUCCGUCCACACGUCCCUCAUCGUGGCUACGCUGAAGAAGAUGCUUCCCAUCGGCUUGAACAUGUGUUCACCAACCGACCAAGAGCUGAUCAGCCUGGCCAAGAUCCGCUAUGCCUUG